GGGCGGGGAUUGUUUACGUCUGGGGCGGAGCGGAAAGUGGGUCACGACCCGCGGACCCCAGCGGCGGCGGCUGCAGGUGAACGGCGCUUGACCUGGGUCGGCUGGCGGGCGCAGCGCUGACCUUGCGGAGAAGGAGGCCAGCCUCUCUUUGUCCUGCGGGGCCGGCGGCGGGAGGCCGGGCUGCGGCCGAGGGGUCGGGCAUCACCUGCAGCAUUCCCGGAAGCCGAGGUGUGGCGGGAAGAAAGAGGACGAGUCAGGGAUGACUGCGGUGCUUCUGGCAUGAGGAACUGGAGGCUGGAGAUGCCAUUUGUCAAACUGGACAGCGGAGGAGGAGCGAAUCGGGUGUGAGAUGCCCAAGGGGCAACUGGGCUCCAGAGUGGAACUCCAAGGUCCUCUUCACCAUGGCCCGGCGACCCCGGAGCAGCAGGGCAUGGCAUUUUGUCCUCAGUGCAGCCCGCCGAGAUGCAGAUGCCAGGGCUGUGAGCUCAGCAGGCACCCCUAACUGGGGCUACGACUCUGAUGGACAGCACAGUGACUCAGAUUCUGACCCAGAGUACUCAUCUGUGCCGCCAUCCAUCCCCAGUGCUGUGCCUGUGACAGGGGAGUCCUUCUGCGAUUGUGAGGGCCAGAGCGAGGCUGCCUUCUGCAGCAGUCUGCAUAUGGCCCACCGUGGCAAGGACUGCCGCUGCGGAGAGGAGGACGAGUAUUUUGACUGGGUCUGGGAUGACCUAAAUAAGUCAUCAGCCACGCUGCUUAGCUGUGAUAACCGCAAAGUCAGCUUCCACAUGGAGUACAGCUGUGGUACUGCAGCUAUACGGGGCACCAAGGAGCUGGGGGAUGGCCAACACUUCUGGGAGAUUAAGAUGACCUCCCCUGUCUAUGGCACUGAUAUGAUGGUGGGCAUUGGGACAUCAGAUGUGGACCUGGACAAGUAUCAGCACACGUUCUGCAGCCUACUUGGCAGGGAUGAGGACAGCUGGGGCCUGUCCUACACAGGGCUUCUUCAUCACAAGGGCAACAAGACAAGUUUUUCCUCGAGGUUCGGCCAGGGCUCCAUCAUUGGUGUGCACCUGGACACCUGGCACGGAACGCUGACCUUCUUCAAGAACAGGAAGUGCAUAGGAGUGGCAGCUACUCGGCUACAGAACAAGAAGUUUUAUCCAAUGGUGUGCUCCACAGCAGCAAAGAGCAGCAUGAAGGUGAUCCGUUCUUGUGCUAGCAUGACCUCCUUGCAGUAUCUGUGUUGCUACCGCCUGCGGCAGCUGCGACCAGACUCAGGCGAUACCCUCGAGGGACUGCCCCUGCCACCUGGCCUCAAGCAGGCACUACACAACAAGCUGGGCUGGGUCUUGAGCAUGAACUACAGCCGCCAUAAGCCCACUGUGUCCUCACCUAGGACAGCAGACCUGAGCAGCCCCAACAGCCCAGAAACCAGGCCCUGCCAGAGAAAGCGCUGCCGAAGGACCUGACUUUAUUUCUUGAUGAAGACUGCCACCUCAGCCUGUGACUGGCAUUUUCUCCAUCUCUGCUCCUUUUCUAUCAGGCAGGAGAGAGGAGAGCUGGGCUGAAAUCCACCUGGGGUUGUUCCAUCUCCCCCAGGGUCAGGACAGUCUUUCUCCAGGGGACCUGGGGCCCCAGGCUAUGAGUCAGCUCCGCUGCUUGUGCCUGGCAGGGUUGAAGCCGUACUGUGCUCAUAGCAUCUCCCUCUUAGUGUCCUGGGAGGAGCAGCCUAGCACCUCUAGACCUAGACUCGGCCUAGGAGGCUGGGGUGUAGGUGUCUGUUGCCCCAAGAAAGACACGGGCUCUGCUGGAGCUCAGUUCUUGCCAGAUCUGGGUUUUUUCUUAGGUCGCUUUGCAUGUUGUCAGCUGCUGCUCCUGUCACAGAGACUUUAAUAAUUGUAACAGAUGCCUACACAGCUGUAAGAUUAAAAAGUCCACCUCAA
Messenger RNA from Octodon degus (degu), 1943 nucleotides. RefSeq names its product splA/ryanodine receptor domain and SOCS box containing 3 (gene Spsb3). The coding region runs from base 402 to 1469 and encodes 355 amino acids. NCBI's taxonomy places the organism in Eukaryota, Metazoa, Chordata, Mammalia, Rodentia, Octodontidae. Gene Ontology annotation, biological process: proteasome-mediated ubiquitin-dependent protein catabolic process. The record is from RefSeq and is a predicted model, not a curated record. Gene Ontology annotation, cellular component: SCF ubiquitin ligase complex. The transcript is spliced from 8 exons. Gene Ontology annotation, molecular function: protein binding.